AUGAUGCUCCUCGGCUCCGUCACGGCCACGCUGCCCCUGCUAGGUCUCGCUGCUGCUGGUGUGGCGCCACGGCUUGCUCACUGGUCAAGCUAUGCGACGGCCAACACAACCUCCAAUGUGACAACCACUGCUUCGGUUGCUUCUUCCAUCCCGUCUACCAAUACCACUACGACCGGCCCCAGACAUACGUCCUGCGACAUCCGCUACUGCCAGAACGGCACGUCGUACUGUCGGUACUGGGGCGGCUACACCUCGUUUGACAUCAGUCUCAGACGUCCGGUGCCGGGCGAAACAUACAUGACCUUGGGCCUGUGCGGCAGCACGACCGCGAACUUGAGCAGCGUGACGGUGACUUCGACGCCCAGCAGCCUCUCGACUGCCAAGUUCGCUGUUGCAACUCCCACGUCCGACAUAUAA
Grosmannia clavigera kw1407 is the source of this 417-nucleotide messenger RNA. RefSeq lists its product as uncharacterized. The record is from RefSeq and is a predicted model, not a curated record. The transcript has a single exon. Lineage: Eukaryota; Fungi; Ascomycota; Sordariomycetes; Ophiostomatales; Ophiostomataceae. The coding region runs from base 1 to 417 and encodes 138 amino acids.